Messenger RNA from Sinocyclocheilus anshuiensis, 1918 nucleotides. RefSeq names its product transcriptional activator GLI3-like. The coding region runs from base 365 to 1918 and encodes 517 amino acids. Gene Ontology annotation, biological process: smoothened signaling pathway; regulation of transcription by RNA polymerase II. Gene Ontology annotation, cellular component: nucleus. Gene Ontology annotation, molecular function: DNA-binding transcription factor activity, RNA polymerase II-specific; RNA polymerase II cis-regulatory region sequence-specific DNA binding. Lineage: Eukaryota; Metazoa; Chordata; Actinopteri; Cypriniformes; Cyprinidae. The transcript has 10 exons. The record is from RefSeq and is a predicted model, not a curated record.
UCACACUUCAAAUCUUCUUUACCCGAGAAACUCUUAAUUACUGUCUUUACCGUGAUAAAAAUGUAGGAGUUUCACGAGUCGCUGUUCUUUUGUGUUCAGGCUUUAGGUAUGUAGGCAAAGACCGGGCGCUAGUUCAGUGCUGGGCUGCCCCUGCCAAGCGCACGCAGGACAAAAAGAGAAGACGAGGGAAGAAAGAAAAGUCCGCAGGGUAGUUUUGGAGUUUAAAGUAAAGAAGCUAAGAGUCUCCGUCUGCAACUAGCAUCUGUACACGAGCGAGAAGAAAGUCUGUGAGGAGAGGACAGAAAAGUUUCGCAACUGAACGAGUAUCCUGUCUUGAUGAGGUACUGAGGAAUGCGCUGUUGUCAUGGAAACCCAGUCCCAGACCAGUUCUGCAGCAGAGAAGAAGAAGAAAGUGGAGACCAUCGUAGCCACAAAGAGCGCACCCACCUGCGCAGACAUUAGUGAGAAGGCCGUGGCCUCCAGCACUACCUCCAAUGAGGAUGACAGUUCAGGCUCCCCGUAUCAUCGUGAGAGGCGUAAUGCCAUCAGUGGGCAGGCCAUGGUUCUGGGCGUAUCAGGAAAACUGAGUGAGGAACCAUCCACCUCUACAGAAGACCGCCCUCCAUUAGUGAAGAAAGAGCUUCACAGCUCUCUGCCCCACCUGGUGGACCACACCCUGCCCUAUCGUGGGACAAUGUUCGCCAUGGACCCUCGCAAUGGAUACCUGGACCCUCACUAUACUACACCUCAGUUCUUUCCUGCUUUUCAUCCUCCGGUACCAAUCGAUGAUAGACACACACAAGGCCGGUACAUUUAUGAACCCUCGCCAGUACCUCCGCUACACGUGCCUCCUGCACUGGCGGCCAGCCCGGCAUUUUCUGAUAUCUCCCUCAUCCGGAUCACGCCACACCGGAACCCUUCAGUGGGGGUGGAGUCACCCUUUAACCCCCCACAUCCAUACAUUAACCCCUACAUGGACUAUAUCCGCUCACUGCACAGCAGUCCCUCUCUGUCUAUGAUCUCUGCGGCCAGGGGCCUCAGUCCCGCAGAUGCACCCCACGCCAGUUUGACCACAGCAGAGUACUACCACCAGAUGGCCCUACUUGCAGGUCACCGCAGCCCGUACACUGACAUCAUUCCUUCAGUGGCAUCCACAACAGGGCCUGCAAGCAACGCCCUUCAUAUGGAGUACCUGCAGGCUAUGGAAACUUCACGAUUUCCAAGUCCUAGGCUCACAAAUCGGCCCAGCAGAAAACGACCCCUUCCCAGCUCCCCUUCCCUGUCUGAUCGCAGUUUUGACCUGCAGGCCAUGAUUCGCACCUCGCCCAAUUCUCUUGUCACUAUACUUAAUAAUUCCCGCUCCAGCUCAUCCACCAGUGGAUCCUAUGGACACCUCUCAGCUGGUACUAUCAGCCCUGCAUUGAGUUUUGCAUAUCCUCCGACACCUGUGGCACUGCAAAUGCAUCAGCAGCUGAUCAGUCGGCAACCGGGCAUCGUAGGUUCUGCAUUUGGACACAGUCCACCCCUUGUGCACCCAGCUCCUGCCUUUGCCACCCAAAGACCUGCUCCUGGCAUCCCUCCCUCCAGCCUGCCACCUACAGAACGUUCCAUAGCCUCAAAUGACUCACAGAGUAAACCCACCAGUGAGUCGGCUGUGAGUAGCACAGGGGACCCCAUGCAUCACAAACGCUCCAAACUCAAACCAGAUGAGGAGCCGCCCAGCCCUGGAACCGUUAGCACGCAGGAGCAAACGGAUGGAAUGACGCUGGUGAAAGAGGAGGGUGAUAAAGAAGAGGGCAAGCAGGAGCCGGAGGUGGUGUAUGAGACCAACUGCCACUGGGAGGGUUGCUGCAGGGAAUUUGACACCCAAGAGCAGCUUGUGCAUGUGAGUGGACACCACAUUUAUGUUAUCAAUUGA